Messenger RNA from Bolinopsis microptera, 4475 nucleotides. RefSeq lists its product as uncharacterized. The transcript has 22 exons. Bases 87 to 4475 code for a protein of 1462 amino acids. The record is from RefSeq and is a predicted model, not a curated record. NCBI's taxonomy places the organism in Eukaryota, Metazoa, Ctenophora, Tentaculata, Lobata, Bolinopsidae.
CCAACUAACUUUUCAGUCUUGCCCUGGUGGCAGUAGCGUUAGCUGACAAGCCUGACAAUGAGGUACCCUUGGAGGAUAUCCCUGAAAUGCUUCCCGAGGUUGAUUCUGCUAUGGUAUCGGAGAGCGAGGCUGCAGCUGCAGCCAUCACUGCUAAGGCUGCUGCUGCUGCCGCUGCAAAUGCUGCUGCUGCUAAAGCUGCCUUGGAACCGGUUGUAUUCAAACAUAAGAAAUCUGACCUUGAACACUUCGAGUCUCCUGACAAAGCCAGGCACAUCACCGCUGUCAAGGGAUCCAGAAUCAAGUUCUCAUUCUUGAUAAGGAACGCGUACAAUGUUAAGUGUGUCAUCUGGUACAAAUACGAUCAUCACAGUAAAGUCAACAGACGUAUCAAUCCUACUGGCAGGUUCUCUGUGUGGUCCUACAAGUCUAAGAGUGUCUACUCCCUCCAAAUAGAAGAUGUCAGACCAGACGAUGCUGGAUACUACCGUUCUCUCAUCAUGUAUAAUAACGGCAUGAGCAAGACAGAUCUGUACUACAAACUGACUGUCAGUGACAAACCAACUGAUAACCUGAACAAACUCCAGCUCCGAGGAUCUGACAUCGUGUUCCGAACCCGGAAACCAGCUGGUGCCUCCGUCACCUGGUACCGUGUCUCCGGCAGCCACAGGAUCCGGAUCAGCGAGACCGGUGGUCCCAAAUACUUCAUCCUGGAGGGAGAGGAGAAACUUGUGGUAGCUGAUGUCGGUCCUGAAGAUAUCGGGGUUUACAUGGCACUCGUGAAGAAAGGCAGUCAAGUCAUCACCAGAGUGUACUUUAAAGCAACCAAGUUGGACUACCACAGACGACCCACUGUAGUGAAGGCUAAGGAGUACUACACUGUUAAACUGAGCUUCAACCUGCCCCGAACUGCUGUAAACAAGCUCAAGGGUAUAUCCUGGUACCACACCCGUCCCUUCGUGCAGAUCAGCCAGUCUAAAGGGAAGUACCCAAAAUACCAAUUGGAGAACCAGAAGAUGACGCUGGUCAUCAACAAGUUGGAUGUUAGUGAUGAAGGCUACUACGUUGCUGUUAUCGAGUUUGCUAACUACAAAACUGAGGCCCUCUUCCUUGUCAAAGUAGAGAAACUACCAGUGAAAGCUCUGGUACCAAAGGAACUGAAGAUAAUGUGGGGACAAGGUGCUGUAUUCAGCUUCAGAGUACCGAAAGGAGUAACAGUACAGAAAGUAGACUGGACCUUCUACCACAAGAAAGGCAGUGUCAGCCACUCCAUUAAAGCUGAUAAACGGAUCACAUUUGAGAAGAACAGUCCCGACUACUCUCUGAAGAUGUCCUGGUGUACUGAACACGAUGUAGGGUUCUACAAAGCUGUAGUGACUACAGAUGCUAAUGAAGAGUUACCUGUCCUGUUCUUCUUGCGAGUAGACGGGGAACCUCCUAGUGUUAAACCAGAGGUAGUUGUCUCACAUUUGGGGGAUAACGUUACCAUGGGGAUCUCGUUCAAGAACGCUAGGAAGAUCAAGAGUAUUGACUGGAUGCACAUCAACCCUAACAGAAGAGUGGACCCCAGCAAGAGGAUUAGUUUCACCAAGUCUAAGGAUGGAAUGAAGAGAACAGUUCUUGUCAAGAGCAUCGAACAACAAGACGCAGGAUUCUACGAGGCUAUCAUAACCCUGGAGGACGGAUACAGAACCCGAGCUAGGUUUCUGAUAAAGGUGAAGGGAGACGAGGCUCACGUCUUGCUCCAGACUCCAGCUGCAGCCUUCACCCCGACUGGUAUACCCAACGGACAGCCCGGCACAUCCUCCCGUCCUAUUAAAACACAGAACGUAGUCGGACAAACUGUCAUUCUGGCUGGUUUCCUCGGAAAUGUUCCUGUUGAUAAGAUCAACUGGUAUCGUGUUAUUGGAAACAAGAGGAGGCAAAUAUCCCCCGGCAAGAAAUACGAGGUAAUCAAGAAAGGAACGUACGUGUUUUUGGUGGUGAAAGAAGUAACAAAAGCAGACAGAGGACAGUACGUGCUAGCUGUCAGAACAAAGCACGGAAAGAACCUUGUAGCUUACUACAUUAUGACAAUCGAGGGAACUAAGCCACUUCACACGAUCCAUCAGUUCAAGAGUCCCCUAGCCCAUCACCUGGAUAUAUUCUUCAACAGCGGAGGUCACAUCAGCGGGGUAGAGUUCUACAGACUGAACCCCACCACUCUCAUAAAGUCAGACAAUGUCAAGUACAAGAUAGAGGGCCACAAGCUCAGGAUCCUUCAGAUAGAGUGGGAGGAUGAGGGGUACUACCAGGCUGUCAUCAACGUGGGAGGGAGGAAAGUCACUAAAUACUUCCAGAUUACUGUCAACGGGGUGAUACCUGACACUGUAGACUUCGAGCCUAUCAACCAGGCUGAGAAGAUACAAGCUGUGGCUGGGUCUAAGAUAGCCCUAAACUUUGAGCUGAUGUACGGUAAAAACAUCAAGAGUAUCGUUUGGUACAAGUUCGAUCCUAAGACCAAGAAAUCCACCCCAAUCAGACCCUCAGGACGUGUAGCGAUAAAGACCAAGGGUACCAAGUCCUCUCUUCUGAUGGCUCGUGUUAGAUUCGCUGAUGCGGGUUACUACAGGGUCCUUGUUAAAUACAUGGGUAGGAUGACAGACGGUCUCUUCAAUGUCAUUGUCAAGGCCGAGCCUAAAAUCGUGAACCCCUGCGAGACCCACCUAGGAGGAACAGUAGUGUUCAGCGUCCAUGAACCCAGCAGCACCAUCAUUACCAAGAUCCACUGGUUCAGGAUUGUGGACGACGUGCCUCGACCCAUCAAAGAGGGAGACCAGUUCCAAGUGACUGACAAGAACCGUCAAUUGACUAUCUCUGGGGUUCAGGACUGUGAUAUUGGCAUGUACCAAGCAGUACUUACUACUAACGAUGGGGAGACUAAGGACGAGUAUUUCGCUAUUAGAGCUGAAGAUGUUGAGCCCCCAAUGAGAAUUAUAAAAGCUACAGAAUACUGGACAGUAACUCUCUCCUUCCAAUACUCCCUUGUACCUGGUGACCAGGUUAAGAGUAUCAGAUGGUUCCACCUCUCUGAUCCUCGACGAGAACUCAAAACUUCCCCUGGAAAGUACAAGAAGUACAGCGUCACCGCGGACAGGAAAAGUAUGACGAUCACAAAACUGAAACCUGCUCUAGACGAGGGCUGUUAUAUUGCUGUGGUAGAUCUUGGAGAUUACACUCUCAGAGCUCUCUUCAGAUUGGAAGUCAAACCUCUGCCACUUAACUGGGUGGACAGACCUGACGCUGGAUUCUACAACUGUGAGGUUGCUACUGCUGACGGAGAGAAACUCCCGGUUUCCUUCAAGCUGGUCGUGGAGGGAGAAAAGCCAGCAGAGAUUCCAAGAGUGAUAGAGACCUUCAUGCACGACACUGUUACCAUGGGAUUCGAGUUCGACCACCGCUCCCCCGUCAAGAAAGUUACCUGGUUCCACAUGGUUGGCAAGAACAAGAUUCCCGUUCACAACGGCAAGAAAUACGUACAGAAAUCUCCGGCUGAGAACAGGUUCAAGAGAACCAUGGACAUUGUGUACGUGAACGCUAAAGAUAAGGGUCUGUACAUAGCUGAGACGGAGCUGGAGGACGGCUACCAUACUAGAGCUAUCUUUGAGAUCAAGAUUGUGGGAGACAAGCUUAGGAACAUCGUUCUGAAACCGUACAGCAGGACUUCUGCUAACAACAAACCUGCUCAACCUCUAACCUUCCCCCAUGAGCCUGCUAUAUUCCUGGGAACUCCCGAGGAUCCCCAGAAAGUCAUUGCUAGAGUUGGAGGUGUUGCUCAGCUGGUCUUCAAAUUAGAGGAGAUCUCCCCUGACAAGCUGUACUGGUACUACGUUGACAGUCACGGUAACAAACGGGUCAUCGCUAAAACUGAGAACAUGAAGAAGUUCAAUGUUCACGACACCAGGAAGUUCAACGCUUACAGGAUGCAGGACAAGAAAGCAGGAAAGAACACAUUCUACUACUUCCUGACAGUUUCACAUCUAAGUGUCAAUGAUGGUGGUAUCUACUACGCUAGACUGGCUGAUUCUGCCCAGUCUAUCAAACUCUACUUCAGACUCAUGGUCCAGGGUCACUGGAACCAAGGAGUCCAAUACACCAGAGCCAACGUUCACUUGUGGCACGAUGUUACUAUAGGACUGAAGGAUCCCAGUACGUUUGUAAAGUGCUCUCUGACGAGUGUGAACUGGUAUAGACUGUACCCUCUAGAACAGAUUGCCACCAGCAAGAAACAUGAGUUUGGGAACAAGAACCUCGAACUUACCAUCAGGUAUACCAACUGGGUAGAUGCAGGAUACUAUAAAGCUGUUGUGACGAUUGACGGAGCCUACGAUUUCGAGGUCAUCUUCCUCGUCAGUGUCAGUGGAGAGAUCAGCUCGGAUAAUGUGAACAUGCCCACAAGAAUCCUUGCUCUGGACAGAGAAGCCUUCUGGAUCCAUUAA